This is a messenger RNA of Sugiyamaella lignohabitans, 2229 nucleotides long. RefSeq lists its product as uncharacterized. The coding region runs from base 1 to 2229 and encodes 742 amino acids. Gene Ontology annotation, cellular component: plasma membrane. NCBI's taxonomy places the organism in Eukaryota, Fungi, Ascomycota, Dipodascomycetes, Dipodascales, Trichomonascaceae. The record is from RefSeq and is a predicted model, not a curated record. Gene Ontology annotation, molecular function: transmembrane transporter activity. The transcript has a single exon. Gene Ontology annotation, biological process: transmembrane transport.
AUGCCAAAGUAUAUUCGUGGCGACGAUAGUAGUAAUGGCACGCGAAGCGGCAGUGGCGCGGUGGGUGGUUCUAGGGCUGGCGGACCGUAUAGAAGUAGUGGAGCACAUAUUGGGAUCAGGAGUAGGGAACAGAGUGAAGACGAAGAUGGAGAGGCUGGUACUGAUGCCGGAUUCUUGGGACUGGACGAUGGCGAUAUCAAUGUAAAUAUGAUCAGCAGUAAUAGUGAUGUGGGUGAUUCGUUUACUGGUGGAAGUGGUACCAAUAGUCAUGCUGACAUAGCCGGAAGUGGAAGAGUGGGUUCAGGUGGUGGUUCCAGUACUAGUACGAUAGGAAAGAAGAAACAUGGUGUUUUAGAGAGUGUUCAGCUUCAUGAUAACAAUGAUAAUUUCGACGAAGACGAUGCACUUUUGAAUGAACCUCCACAGGAUAUCACUGUAGAAGGAACUGCCAUCAGGGACGACAGACAGACUAGCGGUAGAAUAGUUACCAACCUGAAUAGCAAGAACAUCAAAAAUGGUGCUGCGAGAAAGACCAACAAAAAUAUUGAUCAUAAUACCGGAAAAGACAGAACGCAAAGGAGUGACUUUGUCCAAGGAGAUACAAACAAUUAUGAUGACGCAAAUAUAGACGAAGAGCGCCAGAUUGGCAUGCGUGUUUUCAUUCCACCAGACUUCCUGCCGAAUGGUGGUCAUUACGAUGACUAUGAUAGUGCUGGUCCUGGUAUCAAUGACGGAAUAGGGAUACAGACAACACAAGCUGGUGUGGCUCUUCCCGAUAUCCCACUUCACGAUACUUCGAGCGUCAAAUUUGAUGCCAUAUGGGCUAAUAUAUAUCUGGGAUUCGUAUCGAUGGUGUUGGCCACUUCAUUAAUGAUCUGGCUCACCACUUCCAUUCCAAGCUCGAAACCCCUAGGUGACACCAUUUAUACAAUUCUCCAGUCAUCUCGUGGGCUCUUAUUUAUUUACACUCUAUCAGCCAUCAUACUGUCGGUUGUAUGGGUAUAUUUUAUGAAACGCUAUGCUUCAAUGUCGGUAUGGAGUCUAGUGGUAAUUGUUCCUUUGGGUCUGGUUGGUCUAACCAUCUACCCAUUUGUCAUGUCGUUCAAGGGCACUACUGGUUCUUCUCAAAGUAGUGCGAUGAGGUGGACGAGUUUUGUUCCACUGAUUCUCGGUAGUUUGUGGGUCUAUAUGUUAUACAAGGGCCGACACGCUUUAGGGAGGAGUCUGGGAAUAAUCAAUCUAGCAUGCUCCAUUCUCGGUGAAAAUAAGCCGUUGAUGCUUUUAAGUGUAGGAAUCGUAUUCGUCUUUUCACUUAUAUCGAUUCUGUGGAUUGCGCUAUUCUCAAGGCUGUUUUUACAAGGACAUACAAUAAUUGACCAUGGUAAGUCGACUUGGGUACUUGAUCCUAAAUCGUGGCUUCUCGGUGCUGCAUAUAUACUCAUGUACCUGUGGACAUGGGGGGUUAUGUCAGGUAUCCAUCGCAGUACUAUUUCGGCGACUGUAGCGCAGUGGUAUUUCCACCGUCAUAAGCCUUAUUCACUUGCUUCCGCCUCAUCGACUCGUAUUGUACAGGCAAGUUUGCAAUACUCUGUAAAUGCGCAACUUGGUACAAUCUGCUUUUCCUCAUUUCUAGUACUCUUAGUAAGACUGCCUAUUCUUGUGUUGCCUUCUCGUUUAUCUUCAGGAUUGCAGAUGGUUGUGUACACUCUUGUAUCGCGCACAUCAGUGCUGUCGCUUACAUCGCCAUUAGCACUUACAAAUGCUACCAUCUCCAGCCAGUCACUUGUGGACUCGGCACAUACUAUGACUUCUAUCAUAUACGCCUUUGAUGAUUCGGCCAUGGCGAAUACCAACUUAAACUCCAACUUGGAUAACAGUUAUCAGGCAAAUCGACAUACGGGCCGUGGUCAUGGUAACAAUAACCGCAUUCGACGCUCGUGGCUGCCGUAUCGACUUUCUAAGAUCCUUCUCACUGCAUGUCGAGGCCUCACUGCAUUAUUCAUGGGUUUCGGCGCUUGGAUCCACACCUCUUCCCGAAGUGGGAAUGGUAGUUUGUAUGGAUAUAUUGUGGGCUUACUGGCUGGUUUCAUCGGGUGGGUCGUUAUCGGCACCACUGAGGGAACAUUGAGCAUGAUUGUAGAUGCCGCUUUUAUUUGUUUUGCACUUGACAACCAUGGCUCCAAAGGUGGCCAUUGUGUCGAGGCAGACCGCCAGUUUGGCGGCCAUUAG